Molecule: messenger RNA, 1354 nt
Organism: Neurospora hispaniola
Lineage: Eukaryota; Fungi; Ascomycota; Sordariomycetes; Sordariales; Sordariaceae
Product: NAD(P)-binding protein
Exons: 6
Coding region: 1-1230 (409 amino acids)
Source: RefSeq, a predicted model, not a curated record
AUGUUUCGAUGUCAUGCCAUCCUUGAAAUGAUCAGAAAGGCGUUCUGGUGGGGGAACCCGGUGUGGGAUGUCAUCGGUCUGUCGCUGCCGACUUCGAUCUUCACCUAUGCUACCCUUUGUUAUUCUGCUUGCCUAACUCUCCUCCUGGCCCCUUCCGGGUACGCCGUGCCUCUGGGUUGCUGUCGUCAGGGUUUACGGUUCUGUAAAGCCUCUCAACAGCCUGCUGCCAUGAUGAGGAUCGCUAUCGCAGGAGGCGGCUCCUUUGCCUACAUCCUCGCCCAGGAGAUCUCCAAGAGUGCUCAUCCCGUUCUCAUUCUCACUCGACAGCCCCAUCCCGAAUUCGAAGAAAACAUUCCUUCCUGCCAGCUCGCCAUGGUAGAUUUCCAAAACGUCGAAGAACUGCACUACGUCCUUCGCGGCGUCGACCUCCUCAUCUCCACCAUGUCCAACAACGAGCAGCUCAACCUCAUCGACGCUGCCCGCCGCGCCCGCGUCCGGUGCUUUGUCCCCUCCGAGUUCGAGGGGCCGCUUUCCCACCGCCCACCGGCCAACGGAGUCGACCCGCUCGACAAUCGCGGCUCCCGCGCCGCUUUGGACCUUUUGGAAAGCUGGUCCCAAUCCCGCUCUCAUCGUAUGAACUACACCGUUUUCUCAUGCGGAGUCUUUAUGGAAAGGUUUGCCCGCGGUGGACUGCAGCCUUGGGGAAUCGGAACGCAGCUGGGGUUGAUGGGGCCGAUGCCAACGAGUGAUUAUUUGGUGAAUAUCGAGCAGGGCACGGCAGAGGUGGUGGAGCGGGAUGCCCAGGGACGAACGGCAUUUGUGGCUAUGACGAGUAUGUAUGAUGUUGCGAGGUUCGUGGCGGCGGCGGUGGAGUUGACGGGAGUGGGAGCGUUGGGAUUACCGUUGGAGAGGUGGCCGAGGGAGUGGAGGGUUAGAGGGGAUUGUAUGGCGGUGGGGGAGGUGGUAAGGGUUUGUGAGGCUGUGAGGGGUGUCCAGUUCAGCGUCACAAGACGGUCCUACCAAGAGGCCGAGGCCUGGGCGAAUGAAUGCCAACGUGCUGGCGAUGUGGGGACAUUUCUCUACUAUCAGAGGCUGUUGCAGACUGCUAACGGGCGGUAUUGCAUUCGCUCGACGAACCUUGGCGAGUUGGUUAAUCAGAGCGAGAGGACGGCUUUUCAGCCGAUGAGAUUCAGGACGUGGUUGGAGCAGGUUUGGGGACCUGUUCUGUAGGUGUCUUUAUGCGGAUAAGCUUACGAAAGGAUGUGGUAUGGGUUGAGCAUAUAGAGGUGGAGUUGAGGGAGGAUUACAUGGUGUUUUGGCAUACGCGUUGGAUCUCAUACCCCUUUUGUUUGGC